AUGGCGGCGUCUGCGGCGGUGGCGUUUGUGACCUUCGGCUGCCUUCUGGGCCGCAGCCAGGGCUUCCCUGUGGCCGCCAGAUGUUUUGGUGUGCAGGUGUCGCCCACGGGGGAGAAAAUUACCCACACAGGCCAGGUUUAUGAUGAAGAUGAUUACAGGAGGAUUCACUUUGUUGGUCGCCAGAAAGAGAUAAAUGAAAACUUUGCAAUUGAUUUGAUAGCAGAGCAACCAGUAAGCAAAGUGGAAAGUCGAGUGAUAUCAUGUGAUGGUGGAGGAGGAGCUCUGGGUCAUCCAAAAGUAUAUAUAAACUUGGACAAAGAGACUAAAACUGGGACUUGUGGGUAUUGUGGACUUCAGUUUACACAACAUCACCACCACUGAAACCAGUUAUACACUGAAACCAGUACAAUUUUCUGCAUGUAAGAAUUUUGGUAUUUUAA
This is a messenger RNA of Gracilinanus agilis (Agile Gracile Mouse Opossum), 440 nucleotides long. Its product is annotated as NADH dehydrogenase [ubiquinone] iron-sulfur protein 6, mitochondrial-like. The transcript has a single exon. Gene Ontology annotation, biological process: mitochondrial electron transport, NADH to ubiquinone. The record is from RefSeq and is a predicted model, not a curated record. NCBI's taxonomy places the organism in Eukaryota, Metazoa, Chordata, Mammalia, Didelphimorphia, Didelphidae. Bases 1 to 381 code for a protein of 126 amino acids.